CAACACAUAAUACAUUAUACGUCCAAAAUUAUAACAGUCCCAACAUGAGUUUCAAGAACAAAGUGGUGCUGAUCACUGGAGGUAGCGCCGGGAUCGGAGCAAUUACUGCUGAGAAAUUUGCUAAAGAAGGCGCCAGCAUCGCCAUCACAGGAAGGAACGAGGCUGGGCUCAAAGCAGUAGCGCAGCGGUGUGAGCAACUCGGCAGCAAGACUCUCAUCAUAAAAGCAGAUGUGGCCGACGACGCACAGGCACAGACUAUAGUCAAGAAGACGAUUGAAGAGUUCGGCAGACUAGACAUCCUUGUCAAUAACGCUGCCAUACUGAAAAAUACAACACUUACAAGCCCUGAUGUUAUGAAGAUUUACGACGAAGUGACUAGUGUUAACCUACGUGCAGUGGUGCAUAUGACCAGUUUGGCGGCGCCAUACUUGAUCAAAACAAAAGGAAACAUCAUUAACAUCUCCAGCAUACUCGCUAAGACGUACGUCCAGACACCACAGCUGAUGAUGUACUGUCUCUCCAAAGCAGCUUUAAAUCAUUUCACCCAUGGUGCAGCUUUAGAGUUAGCAGCUUCUGGCGUCCGAGUGAAUAUUGUUAGUCCAGGCCCUGUACGUACUAACAUGCUGACGAACUUGGAGGUUGAUAAGGUAUGGGAAACUACUCUGGAAGACACUGCUCUCAAGAGAAUAUCUGAACCUGAGGAAGUAGCUGAUGUGAUCCUGUUCCUGGCUAGUGAUAAAGCUAAAGGCGUUACAGGCUCUGAAUAUGGUGUGGAUAAUGGAGUACCCUUAAAGUUCUAAAUUAUUAUUAAGUUUAUGAAAUAUAUUAUGUUAAGUAAGUGAUCUAACUAAAGGACCUAAAAGUGUAUCUAGUAAUAAAUCAAACAUUUAACACUAAGGUUUAAGCUUUUGAUACUAGUUGUCAUAUUUUUCUAAAAAUCUAAAAUAAAUUUAGUGUUAUUAUGCAAUGCAAUUACAAAGCCGAUAGCUUCAGCAUUGGUCUGUUUUCACAUUUUUUUUGUAGUUUAAUUGUCAGCGUUUAAAUCUUCAGUGACUGUAUUAGAGUCUUCUUCACCAAAUGCUAUUAUAUACAGCAAUAUCACAAAUCACAUAUGAAAUAUGUGAAAUACAUCAUCUAUCGGAUAUCGAUCGGUCGAUACCGAUCGACAUCCUGUGAUUCAAACAUUACAUAAAGACAUUUUCUUUGUAACUUACCAAUCGCCGAUUAUAAAUG
Molecule: messenger RNA, 1233 nt
Organism: Spodoptera exigua (beet armyworm)
Lineage: Eukaryota; Metazoa; Arthropoda; Insecta; Lepidoptera; Noctuidae
Source: the annotation of a GenBank genome assembly